Molecule: messenger RNA, 1354 nt
Organism: Pseudogymnoascus verrucosus
Lineage: Eukaryota; Fungi; Ascomycota; Leotiomycetes; Thelebolales; Thelebolaceae
Exons: 2
Coding region: 179-1285 (368 amino acids)
Biological process (GO): L-homoserine biosynthetic process; aspartate family amino acid biosynthetic process
Molecular function (GO): NADP binding; aspartate kinase activity; homoserine dehydrogenase activity
Source: RefSeq, a predicted model, not a curated record
CACGCACCCAAACCAGCUUAGCGGCAUCCCCCCCCCACCACCCUACCAAACCCCCACUAUUGGCAGUAUGUAAUGGCCCGCCAACCUCCGAUUCACGCAAUCGCUCUCCCUCCAAGCUUGGGAAUUUAAAGUAAAAACAACAAUUAAAGACAAAUCAAUCCCAUACAAUCACGUCAAAAUGGCUGCUCAAAAGACUGUUUUCAUUGGUAUCAUCGGCGUGGGCGGGGUAGGAAAAUGCUUCCUCUCACAACUCAAGGGCGUCACCGAGCGUCUGGCCAAGAACCCGCGUAACCCAGCUCUGGCAGUCGUCUUCAUGUCGCGCAGCAAGACCAACAUCUACAGCGCGGACUAUGCCCCCCUCUCGCUCGACACCAGCGCCGAGACAGUGGCAGCAUCGAAGCAAGACGUCCUCUCGACGGCGAAGCUGAUUGAGUACCUCGCUGCGGCACCCGGGAAGGCGGUGGUGGUUGAUAAUACCAGUGCGCAGGAUGUGGCGGAUCAGUACCCGGAGUUCCUGGCCAAGGGGGUUAGUGUCGUGACGCCGAAUAAGAAGGCGUUCUCGGGAUCGUAUGCGCUGUGGGAGGCUAUCUUUGGGGCGGCGGCGAAGUCGGGAGCGAAGGUUUAUCAUGAGAGUUCGGUUGGGGCCGGGUUGCCGGUUAUCUCUACGGUGAAGGAUUUGGUGGAGACGGGGGAUGAGGUUACCAAGAUCGAGGGCGUGUUUAGCGGGACCAUGUCGUUCUUGUUUAACUCGUUUGCGCCGACGGAGGGGGAGGGCGGGAAGUGGGCUGCGGAGGUUAAGAAGGCUAAGGAGCUUGGGUAUACUGAGCCGGAUCCAAGAGAUGAUUUGAACGGCCUGGAUGUUGCGAGGAAGCUGACUAUCUUGGCGAGACUUGUUGGGUUGAAGAUCGAGUCGCCUACCUCUUUCCCGGUGCAGAGCUUGAUCCCCAAGGAGCUUGAGAGCUGCUCCAGCGGAGACGAGUUUAUGCAGAGACUGCCCGAGUUCGACUCGCAGAUGGAAGAGGUGAAGCUUGCUGCCCAGGCGCAAGGAAAGGUCGUCAGGUUCGUGGGGAGUAUCGAUGUGGCUAAGGGCGAGGUCAAGGUCGGGCUAGAGAUGUUCGACAAGUCGCACCCGAUUGCGGCGCUGAAGGGAAGUGAUAACAUCAUAAGCUUCUACACGAAGAGAUAUAGUGCCAGCCCUCUUAUUGUCCAGGGCAGUGGCGCGGGAGGCGAGGUAACCGCUAUGGGUGUCGUGGGAGAUCUACUGAAGGUCGUUGCCCAGCUAUAAUUAUGAUAGACGAAAAGUAGACAGUUAUUCAUUUGGCGGAGGAUUCUGAGGCCUCCUCCGACGGUUCCG